This is a messenger RNA of Heterostelium album PN500, 6240 nucleotides long. RefSeq lists its product as uncharacterized. Gene Ontology annotation, molecular function: oxidoreductase activity; protein binding. NCBI's taxonomy places the organism in Eukaryota, Evosea, Eumycetozoa, Acytosteliales, Acytosteliaceae. The record is from RefSeq and is a predicted model, not a curated record. Bases 1 to 6240 code for a protein of 2079 amino acids. The transcript is spliced from 11 exons.
AUGAGUGGUGGUGUCAUCAGUGAAGAAGACUUUAAUUUGUUGCAAGAACAAUUGAUAGAGUUGAAGAGAUAUAAGUAUGAAGCAACUGAAAGAGAGAAAAAGUUACAAACUGAACAAUAUUUGCUAAUCUUAAUAACAGAAUUAAAAAGUCAGAAAGAUCAUAUUGAAUCACUCGAAAAUGAAAAUACACCCAAGAAAAAAGGUUUUUCAUUGUCGGGAAUCAUGUCCCAAAAGAACAAGGUUUCAGACUUGACCGAGGAGAACGAUUCUUUGAAAAAGUCAUUACAACAAAUUCAACAAGAUCAUCAAACUCAAAGUGAAGCAUUGAAACAUAAUAUUAAAAGUUUAUUUGAAACGAAUAAACAGUUGGAAGAUGAAAUUCUCUUGUUGAAGAAGGAGAUGCAAUCCUAUGUGAUAAAGGUGGAGGAUCAACAAUCUACGAACCGUAGGCUGCAAGUGGAGAUUGCAGAGUUGAUCUGUUCAAAGGAGGACUUGGAGAAUAAGGUAGAGGAACUAAAGACAAGUGGUGGUGGUGCUGGUGUUGGUGUCGGUGGUUCGGAUGGUCAUAUGAUCAUCGGAGAGAACGGUGCUGACAACACAACCGUUGCAACAACACUCGAAGCGAAUGGUGCUUUAACUGCUGUCACCGAGUUGAUUACUCAACAUCAGCAAUCGAAUCAACAGUUAUUCGACAAACAAAACAUAAUGAAUCUAUUGGAUAACGUUGAUCUUUGGUCUAUUGAAGAUAAGGAAGAUAUAAAGUCAAAGAUUGAUGAGAUUUAUAAUGAGAUUCAUUUGAAGUUGGAUGAACAGCAACAACAGGUACAAGAACAACAACAGCUUCUACAAGUUCAACAACAACAGCAACAAGCACAAGUACAACAACAAGUACAACAGCAACAACAACAAAAGAAUAAAUCAGUUGUUUUCCAUCCACUUGGAGAACCUGUUGUAAAUGUUGAAGAGGAGAAAGAAAAGUCAAAGUUGAGAGAGACAAUCAAGGGAUUGAUGGAGCAGAUCAAAGAGAUCGAUUCGAAAUCACAGAGACAACAGAAUGAAAGUAAGGAGUAUCAGCAAAGUAUUGAAACUUUGAAUACAACCAUCAAGGAGUAUCAAGAGAAACUGCUUGGUGCAGAAGUCAAUCGUGUAAAGAUCGAAGAGAAACUAGCUAGUGACAUUAAAAAGUUGACUGUUGAUAUCAACACUCUCAACUCUGAUAUCGAAACAAUGUCAAACAAGAGAAAGGAUCUUGAGAAUACCAUAUCAAAUCUCAACUCUCAAGUAAUGAUGGAGAAAGAGACAAUCAAUCAACUUCAAAAUCAAUUAAAAGAUCAAAAGACAUUCUAUGAAUCAAAGGUAUCGGAUUCCAAUGAUCAAUCGAAUAUCUUUAAGAUGGCAAGAGAUGAAUAUGCUCAGACUUUGAGAACGGUAACGGAUGAUCUCGCCAUCAAGGACAAGUUGAUAGAGUCAAAGGGUGAGGAGAUUCUUCAGCUGAAGGAAACUAUUGCCGGUUUGGAAUCGGAUUUGGAGAAACGUUCAAGCGAACUCAGAGAAACACUCUCGGCAUCAGAGUCAAUCAACACUCAAAUGAAGAAAGCAGAUGAAAAGCUAUCGCGUGAGAGAAGCACACUCGAUUCACUCACAGAGCGUUACAAUAAGUUGAAUUCAGAGUUUGAGGAAUCCGACAAACAUUGCAAGAGUCUGACACAGCAAAUCGUGGAAACCAAUGAGAAACUUCAGCUGGCAGAGCAAGCCAAACAGGAUUUGCAAUCGACAAACACAAAGCUCAAUGAAGACACUGCGAAACUACAGAGCGAUCUUCAAGAGCGUGUCGAGCAACUCGAGAAACUAGAGUCGUCGUUGGACGAUGCCAAUAAGCGAUUGGCAGAGUUUGACGAGUUGAACCAGACCUACAAUGAAGCGAGAGAGCAGAUCGAAGAGCUCGAGGCAUCCAAUGCCAAUCUUCAGCUAAUUGUACCACAGCUCGAUAAGCUGAAAGCAGACUACGAGGAGGCAUCCGCUAAAGUUUCCAAGCUAGAGACUGCAUUGGCAGAUGCAGAGACUGAAAAGAAAAUAGCUGAAAAGAAAACAAAUAAGAUGAUUAAAGAUUUGAAAUCUGAAUUAUCAAAGGAGAGAACCUCUGUAAAUCUAUUAUCACAAUCAUCUGGCAGUAUUCCAACCACUCCAAAUUCUUCACCACUCAUGUCGCAGUCGGCCAAUAGUAUUUCACUGCCGACUACACCACUGCAGACACCAGGCAGAACCGGACAUCUCCGUACAAUGUCACAGGGUAUUCCACUGUCCAGUUCGUCUGGACAGUCGACACCCAAGUCACUUACACCCAAUAUUACAAUGCUUGGUGCCAGCCACAACAGCAGUGGCGGAAGAGAUCUCAACGGCAGUGGAAGCAAUAGCGGCGCUACCAGAUCCAAUAACAACAAGGAUGCAAGUAUCGACUCGCUAAGAAUGGAUAUCGAGGUGAUGGGAAGAAAGCUGGGUGAACUUGGCACAGAGAAAUAUAAGCUCGAGGAAAAGAUUAGAGCCCUCGAGGAGAAUGUACUUUUAUUGAAUCAGGAUAUCGAAAAGAAGAAUAAGGUGGUUCGUUUUUACAUUUCAAAGACACAGCUAGGCAAGGCUACCACCAAUGACGAGAAAUCCAGACGUUUGAAAGGAGGUGCUCUCGGUUCUUUCUGGCGAAACAACGAUCCUACGCUUGUUGCUGAAAUGGUAGAGAAAAUGGAAACCAUGUUACAAGAAUACAUUUUAAAGAAUAUACAAUUAUCAGAUGAUGUAGAGAUAUUAGGAAAUGAAGCAAGUAGAUUGACAUCUGAGAACAAGACAAUCAAAAUUUUAUUAAAAGAUAACAAUAUCCCUAUUCCUGAACCUCCACUAUCACCAACAUAUCAGGCAUCAAACACAAUAGAAAACAAUAUAAAUACAAUAGAAAUCAAAUGCAAAUAUUAUCAAAGAUGUUUAUCUGAGGAAAAAGAUAUUUGGAGAGAAAGACAAAAGUAUUUCACUUGGUCUACUCUCUAUAAAUCACCUAGAACGAUGGUUUAUUUUGGAUUUUAUGAUAUGUUGGUUGGAACCGAUCGUUUGCUAUUGAAACAUCACUUGCGUUUAAAGAAUGAGAAACAAGGCUACUUUACUAGUAUUGCUGCAAGUCAAGGUCAUACCAAUAUCUUAAAGUUACUAUAUAGUUUAACAACGAGUGAUACAUUCGAUUUCGUAUUUGAUGGCAAUGAAAUAGUGUGUGCUGCUCGUUGUGGUCAUUUCGAUUGUGUUGUUUAUCUAUACCAGAAUGCAAAGCAACUGAAGCAAUGUGGAGCUAUGGUGGAGGCGUUGUUAAGUGCUGCAAGCAGCGGACAUAUAGAGAUACUUCAAUAUCUCUUACCAAGAUUGGUGUCAAACGGUCAAUGUGGAAAAUAUAAUGAUUCUUUGGUGGAAAUUGCAAUUGUAGACAAUGAUAAUCAGAUCGUAAAGAAAAGGAAGAAUGGUCAUAUCAUCAAUAGGAGUGAAGUUGAUCCAUCUAUCUAUUUAUCACUUAUGGAAGCUGCAUCAAAAGGUGGACAUCUUGACCUUCUGAUCUGGUUGGCAAAAGACAGAGAGUCCGAUGUCAAAAGCAAUGGAAAUAGCUUGUCGAUAGCCGCUGCAACAAAGGGGCACCUGAGAAUAUUGGAGUGGUUGCAUUCCAUUGGAGUGAACAAGUGUAGUUCAUCUGCAUUGUAUGGUGCAGCAAUGGAGGGUCACCUGGAGGUGAUAAAAUGGUUGUUUGACAACGAUGCGCUAAGCAAUCAGCCAAAGAUAAGUAACGCAGUCUCUCAAGCUUUGUGGAACGAACACAAUCAUAUCGCAGAUUGGUUGCUUGCAAAUAAAAAAUUGGAUAUCAUCUCGAGUGGUCUAUUAGAGUCUUUGGCCAAGGAUGGCAAACUGGAACAAUUAAAGCGGUUGGUGGGAGUUGAUUAUUUUACGUUGACCGCUAAAGCGUUGAAUCAAGCUGCUAUGAAUGGGAAUAUCAACACGGUCAAGUGGUUGAAUGAGGUGAUGGUGUGUCCGAUAUCUGCCAGCGCCAUAGAUCGCGCAGCCAAGAAUGGACACUUGAAUGUUAUAGAGUAUUUGGUGAAGAGUGGAAAAGAUAAGUGCACUAGUCUUGCUCUCACUGACGCAGCGCACAACGGACACUUUGAAACAGUGAAGUUCCUACACGAGCAACUACACUGCACUACCAAUAUUAAAAAGGCUUUUGAAGCAGCGGCAUCAGCUGGCCAUUUGAAAAUCAUUGUUUAUUUCACAGUGGAAAAGAAACUCCAUACCGAUUGGCAAUUUGUUAUUCGUGUAGCAGUCAAAGCUGGAUAUGUAGAUGUAGUAGAGUAUAUUAGCAAUAACAAUCUGAUAGAGUUUAGCCAAUGUAUGCACGACAAAGCUGCAAAACACGGACAGUUGCCAAUGGUAAAGUGGUUACAUCAUCACAAAGGAUCGAUAGGAUUCUCAAAGAAAGCUAUUAAUCUGGCUGCUGCCAAUCGUCACUAUGACAUUGUGCGAUUCCUAUGUGAGAAUCGUACGGAAGGAUUCUCAGCAGAGGCAAUCUGUUAUGUUUGUGGACAAGGCUCGAUCGAGAUGUUGGAAUAUCUCAUGCCAAGACUUGAGGAUCCAAAAGAACUACGACCCAAUAAUCCAUUUGAUUUCGCGUGUAUCAAAGGUCACCUGGAUGUCGUCGAACGGUUGUUCCAAUAUGGAGAUCUAAUUGAAUGUUCAGCAACUGCUGUCGAUACCAGCUCGAUCGCUGGACACUUCAAAAUACUUAUGUAUUUAAUGGAGCAACGCAAUAUCCAAGGAACUACCGAUGCUUUGGAUUUUGCAGCUUCCAAUGGAUACAAAGAAAUCGUAGAAUAUCUUCAUAAUCAUAAGGCAGCAUGCACAAAAUCUGCACUAAAAAAAGCUGCUAAAAACAAUCACUUUGCUGUUGUACAAUUUCUUUGUGAGAACAGAACCGAAGUAGGAAAAACAUUUUCUACAUUAAAAUUUUCAGAGGAUCCAAUUACUUUAUCAAAUUUUAUGUUAUAUACUAUAGUACCAAUCAUGGGUCUUGGAUUAUUUUUUAAACUUAAAAAUAACAAUAAUGUUCAAAAGAAAAGAGUGGUAAUCGUUGGAGGUGGUUAUGGUGGAGUUAUCUUGGCUGGACAGUUGGACAAGAAAUAUGACGUGGUUAUGAUAGAGAGAAACAAGUCCUUCUUUCAUUACAUCUCAGCAAUGCGAUGCACAACCAAUCCUGAACUAUCAAAGAAAUGUUUCUUUGAAUACGAUAAAGUAAUGAAGCACGGAAAGAUCAUUCAUGCAAGUGUUACAAAAGUACAACCCGAUCGUGUUACUAUCGAGAAUGGAGAUGAAUUCAAUUUUGAUUACAUGGUUAUUGCAACUGGUGCAAACAAUAUCACCCCAUUCAAAGCACCCUCAGAUUCAUCCAACAUCUACCAAUAUUAUCAGGGUCUCAAAGACAAGAUUCAGCAGAGCAAAAAGAUUCUAAUCAUUGGUGGAGGUGCAGUUGGUGUCGAGCUAGCAGCAGAGAUAGCAACCGAUUUCAAAGAAAAACAGAUAACAUUGGUCAGUCGUUCCAACUAUCUUAUCUCACCACAAUCCACAGAGGUAUUCAUGACCAAACUCCAAGAUAAACUAAAACAGUUGAACAUCAACGUCUUGUUGAAUACCACCAUUGACACACCCGACGACAUUUUGGAGGCCAGAAGAAAGCAAGAAAUCUUUGACUACCAAGUUAAAAGACAAGUUUAUCAAUCGAAUUCUGGUGAAAUAGAGGCAGAUCUUGUAUUUUGGGCAAUUGGAAACAAACUAAACAAUGAGUUGCUCAAUGAGUUCCCUCUCGAUUCCAAGGGCUACCUAAGAGUGAAUAAGCAUCUUCAGAUCGAAGGUUUUGAUAAUAUCUUUGGUAUUGGCGACAUUACUAAUAUUCAAGAAAGAAGAACCGUAAGAAACACUAUGAAUCAAUCGGCUACAAUUAUCAAAAAUAUCGAUGCACUUUCCAACAAUAAUAAGACCCUUCAUGAGUACAAGCCUACUGCAUUCUCGGUAGCUCUGGUACUAGGCAGAAACGAAGGUAUUGCUAUGUUUCCAAAUGGUUGGUUUUUACCUGAUUGGCUCUGUAGAAUGCUAAGCAAGGGUGGUAUGGGUAUCAACACAACAAUCAAACUAUUGGGAAAGCCUGCAAAUGCCAGUAUUGGAAAUUAA